This is a messenger RNA of Macaca mulatta (Rhesus monkey), 2107 nucleotides long. It is a transcript of the gene CD82, whose product is annotated as CD82 molecule. The record is from RefSeq and is a predicted model, not a curated record. Gene Ontology annotation, cellular component: plasma membrane. NCBI's taxonomy places the organism in Eukaryota, Metazoa, Chordata, Mammalia, Primates, Cercopithecidae.
CCCGGGGGGCGGGGCCUGCCGAGUCCGCGGCGUUCCCCGGCUGCAGCCAGGAGGGGGCCGAGGAGUGACUGAGCCCAGGGCUGCGCAGUCCGACACUGACUGGGGCACAAGCGGGCGACGCUGGGCCUGCAGCGCGGAGCAGAAAGCAGAACCAGCAGAGUCCUCCCUGCUGCUGUGUGGACGACACGUGGGCACGGGCAGACGUGGGUCCUGUGACCAGCUGCACUGGUUUCGUGGAAGUAAGAAGCCGGGACACUCACCCAUUUUCUGAGAAGCCAGAAUUCCCCUUCUCACCUUGGCAGACCCCACAACUCCCAGCCCCUAGUCCCAGAGGGAGUCUGUGGAACAAGCACAGGUCUCACCUCAGGGAAGCUCCAGGACUGGCAGGAUGGGCUCAGCCUGUAUCAAAGUCACCAAAUACUUUCUCUUCCUCUUCAACUUGAUCUUCUUUAUCCUGGGCGCAGUGAUUCUGGGCUUCGGGGUGUGGAUCCUGGCCGACAAGAGCAGUUUCAUCUCUGUCCUGCAAACCUCCUCCAGCUCGCUCAGGAUGGGGGCCUACGUCUUCAUCGGCGUGGGGGCAGUCACCAUGCUCAUGGGCUUCCUGGGCUGCAUUGGUGCCGUCAAUGAGGUCCGCUGUCUGCUGGGGCUGUACUUUGCCUUCCUGCUCCUGAUCCUCAUUGCCCAGGUGACGGCUGGGGCCCUCUUCUACUUCAACAUGGGCAAGCUGAAGCAGGAGAUGGGCGGCAUCGUGAUGGAGCUCAUUCGAGACUACAACAGCAGUCGCGAGGACAGCCUGCAGGACGCCUGGGACUACGUGCAAGCUCAGGUGAAGUGCUGCGGCUGGGCCAGCUUCUACAACUGGACGGACAACACUGAGCUCAUGAGUCGCUCUGAGGUCACCUACCCCUGUUCCUGCGAAAAAGGGGAAGAGGACAACAGCCUUUCCAUGAGGAAGGGCUUCUGCGAGACUGCCGGCAACAGGACCCGGAGUGGCAACAAACCUGAGGACUGGCCUGUGUACCAGAAGGGCUGCAUGGAGAAGGUGCAGGCGUGGCUGCAGGAGAACCUGGGCAUCAUCCUCGGCGUGGGCGUGGGCGUGGCUGUCAUUGAGCUCCUGGGGAUGGUCCUGUCCAUCUGCUUGUGCCGGCACGUCCAUUCCGAAGACUACAGCAAGGUCCCCAAGUACUGAGGCAGCUGCUGUCCACACCUCCCUGCCCGGCCCCUGACCUCAGGGCUCCCAGGGGUCUCCCUGGCUCCCUCCUCCAGGCCCGCCUCCCACCUCACUGCAAAGACCCCCUUGCCCACCCUGACUGAAAGUGGGGGGCUUUCUGGGGCCUGGCGAUCUGUCCUGGCCUAUUCGCUGUCAGCCUUGAGCUCUGGCUGUUCUAUGGUUCCUCUGCUCACCGCUCAUCAGGGUUCUCUUAGCAACUCAGAGAAAAACGCUCCCCGCAGCGUCCGUGGCGCAGGUGGGCUGGACUUCUACCUGCCCUCAAGGGUGUGUGUAUAUUGUAUAGGGGGCAACUGUAUUAAAAAUUGGGAGGGGGGGCGUUAGAUAAGGCACCCUGGGCUGUCAGGAGACUGCCUACUGGGCAGGUCAACUUAUUUCCACUAUGACAUUUAUAUCUUUGUUUUUUCACAAUUAUAUUGAAGGCAGUGGGAGAGGGUGGGUUUUACCUGAUAUUAAGGGGUAGCACCCCUUCCCCAGGCCUGAUGCAGGUCCAUCUAGACAGCUCAGAUUAGCCUGGGCCAUGCCCUGGGGACAGGGCUUAGGGGAGCUGGGUCGGAGGGGGUCUGCCUGGGUAACGAGAUCUGGCUUGGCCCUGAGCUGCUUAGGGACGGGUGAGUCCUUGGGGGCAUGGCACAGAGCUGGCCCUGUGUUUUCCAGGGUCCUGAGCUGUCCAGGGACAGGGAGGAGGAGGAUGGCUUCUCCUGGGAGAAGGUGGGCUGGCCUUUCUUGGCAAGCUGUCCUCUGGCCCCUGGGGAGUGGGGUGGGUGAGGCUGUGCCUUGUAGGGGGGAGACGGGAGGGGGCUCUGUGUGCACCAUUCUGUAAAACACACUCAAGAUUCUAAGACUAUUAAAGAAGAUUUAUAACAGUCUAGUCUGGAA